Messenger RNA from Neofelis nebulosa (Clouded leopard), 990 nucleotides. RefSeq names its product geminin DNA replication inhibitor (gene GMNN). The transcript is spliced from 7 exons. NCBI's taxonomy places the organism in Eukaryota, Metazoa, Chordata, Mammalia, Carnivora, Felidae. Gene Ontology annotation, cellular component: nucleus. Bases 117 to 746 code for a protein of 209 amino acids. The record is from RefSeq and is a predicted model, not a curated record. Gene Ontology annotation, biological process: negative regulation of DNA replication; negative regulation of cell cycle.
AAGCUUUGCCGGGGGCGGGCGCCAGCCACUCCAGCGGCUGCGAGCUCUGUGCGAGGUGUUCCUGCCACGGCCUCCCGCGUCCGCCACGGGGAUUGGGCGCUCCCAUCCGGUGUAUCAUGAAUCCCAAUAUGAAGCAGAAACAUGAAGAAAUCAAAGAGAACAUAAAGAAUAGUCCUGUCCCAAGAAGGACUCUGAAGAUGAUUCAGCCUUCUGCAGCCGGAGCUCUCGUUGGAAGAGAAAAUGAGUUGGUUAAAGACUUGUCCAAAAGGAAACAUUGGAACGACCAGUUAACAUCUAAGAAUUCCAGCGCUGGAGUUGUCAUUGUCCCAGAACAUAGUGAAAAUAAAGAUUUUAGUGGAGUUACUCAGGAAGCAUUUGAUCUUAUGAUUGCAGAAAACCCGUCCUCUCAAUAUUGGAAAGAAGUGGCAGAGAAACGGAGGAAGGCUCUCUAUGAAGCACUUAAGGAAAAUGAGAAACUUCAUAAAGAGAUUGAAGAGAAGGACAAUGAAAUUGCCCGCCUGAAAAAGGAAAAUAAAGAAUUGGCGGAAGUAGCAGAACACGUACAGUAUAUGGCAGAGGUAAUAGAGAGACUGCAUGAUGGACCUCUGGAUAACUUCGAAUCACCAAAUAGUCAGGAAUUUGAUUCUGAAGAGGAAACUGGUGAGGACUCUGAAGUGGAAGAUUCAGAAAUCGGUACAUGUGCUGAAGUUGUAUCUUCCUCUACAGAUGCAAAACCACAUGUGUGAAAUUCUCUAAUGUUUGACUCUCGAGAAAUAUACUGCCAAAGUUUGCCUCCACUAUAGUUCUUUGUAGCAGAACAGACAAAUGUAUAAUGCAAAGUUGGAAUCAAAGUUCCUUGUGUGAAUCCUGGGACCCUGUUGUAUUAAAAUAACAAAUACUAUGUAUUUUUAAUCUACGAUGUUUUAUGUAAAUAGCAUUUUCUCAGAUGUCAGACACCACUUGUGUAUAUGAUAAAUAAACUUCAGUCUC